Lodderomyces oxycetoniae is the source of this 615-nucleotide messenger RNA. RefSeq lists its product as uncharacterized. Bases 1 to 615 code for a protein of 204 amino acids. NCBI's taxonomy places the organism in Eukaryota, Fungi, Ascomycota, Pichiomycetes, Serinales, Debaryomycetaceae. Gene Ontology annotation, biological process: mitochondrial respiratory chain complex IV assembly. Gene Ontology annotation, cellular component: mitochondrial inner membrane. The record is from RefSeq and is a predicted model, not a curated record. The transcript has a single exon.
AUGAAGAUUCUUAGUCAAGAAGAAAAAGAUGCACAUUUGUCUCAUGUUAUAACCGAAGGAGCCAAGGGUUUGAUCUAUGGAGGAGUAUUUUCGCUCGGGAUAUUUUCCUAUAUAAAAUACAAGAGACCUGCUAGAUACCAGACAUUCAGUGCUUCUGUGAAAGCGGCUCUUUUGACUAUGCCAACGAUUGCAAUUGGUGCAUUUUGGGCUGAUCAGGGAUCGUGGGAGUUUGACAAGAUGAUGCACCAAUCUGAUUAUCAACAAGAGCAGAUUUUGAAACAGCAUCGUGAGUAUAACAAUUUACCCUUGCUGGAUAAGAUCAUCACUUCGUUGAAUAACAACAAAUACCCAAUCAUCGUAGCUGCCUGGGCAGGCUCCUUAUACGGAUCUUGGGUAUUGGUGAACAGAGAUAAGAUCAUGACCACCGCUCAAAAAGCGGUUCAAGCAAGAAUGUAUGCUCAGGGGAUAACCAUCAUCUUAUUAUUAGGAACAAUCUUAUUAGCUAUGCGGGAAGAGGAAAUCAACAAAAGUAAGCCAAAGCCUCUUCCAGAGUGGAAACAGAUUAUCUUGGAAAAAGAAGCUGAAAUGAAACAAUUAAAGGAAAAUGGCAAAUAA